AGAAGAAAAAAGACCUCUUCUCUCUCAUCAUAAUGUUCCUUUUAUAAAAUCCACCCAAAGACAACAAACACUUCUCCAUCAUCAUUUCAUUUCUUUUUCUUUUUCCUCCAUCACCAUUUCCUAGUUCGCUCGUGCACAUCUCCGACGACGAUCCCAAUUCUAAAAUCAUUCCUUCUUCCAAUCCUUUCAAGUUUCAACAUCUCUCCAAAAUAUCCAACCAACAAAAAAAGGGACAUAAGAAAACCGAAACAAGGGAACCCUUCUUUCUUUUUGUACAAAUAACAUAAAAAUCAACACUCUUUUUGUUUGUUUCGCCGAUGGCAUCUUCGGGUAGCGGUACAACGGCGGGAUCAGGUUCACCAUGCGGUGCAUGCAAGUUCCUGAGGAGGAAGUGUGCAUCCGAUUGUAUAUUUGCACCGUACUUCUCAUCGGAACAAGGAGCAGCAAGAUUUGCAGCUAUUCACAAGGUGUUUGGAGCAAGCAACGUUUCUAAGCUCUUGCUUAAUGUUCCAAUCCAUGAUCGAUGUGAAGCUGUUGUCACCAUCGCCUACGAAGCUCAGGCUCGUCUUCAUGACCCUGUUUAUGGCUGUAUCUCUCAUAUUUUCGCCCUUCAACAACAGGUGGCUUACUUGCAAGCACAAGUCAUGCAAAUGAAGGCACAGAUCGCUGGCCACCAGAUGCCAGCCGCCGGAGAUCUAAGAAACAACUCGGAGAGUACUAACCAGUUUAUGACGUGGCAACAAAUUAGUGGCUCUCCGAUUGGUAGUACAUACUCAACACCGUAUAGCGAUCAUCAUCCUUACUACGGUCAUUUAAACCCUAAUAAUCCGGUCUCGCCUCAGAGCUCGCAAGAAGAAUCUUUCAGCAACACGAGCAGUGACGUCACCACAACAGCUAAUGUGCGAGAGACUCAUCAAACCGGAGGAAGCGUAUACGGUCACGAUGGUUUAGGUUUUCACGAAGGGUAUCCUAAAAAGAAGAGAUCAGUGAGUUAUUGUAGUAGCGAUUUAGGUGAGCUUCAGGCUUUGGCUCUUAGAAUGAUGAAGAACUAAGAUAAUUUGGUAACGUAUGUAGACAGACAGAGAACAUUAAAUUCAUGUUCACAUGCAUGUUAUCAUCAAUAAAGAUGUCUUCAUCCA
Molecule: messenger RNA, 1139 nt
Organism: Camelina sativa (false flax)
Lineage: Eukaryota; Viridiplantae; Streptophyta; Magnoliopsida; Brassicales; Brassicaceae
Product: LOB domain-containing protein 16-like
Biological process (GO): hormone-mediated signaling pathway; positive regulation of DNA-templated transcription
Cellular component (GO): nucleus
Source: RefSeq, a predicted model, not a curated record